AUUUUUGCGUAAUACUCUGGCCAUUCAGGACAAAACCCGGUCGUUUUGCUCAAUUUUCCCGAUUUCUCCUUCCUCUCCACCUUGCGCGCAACUCGCAAGAACAUCGCUUCCGUAGCCUAGAUUUCGUGCGACGGCUGAGAACUCCAACGACGAACAAACCCACCGGCGACGGCGACGCUCGAGACGCCAGGUCUGCGGCGGCGAAGGCAGCCACGGCCAGCUACUCGUGACGUCGAAUCGGCGCGACCUCCCCGACUGUAGCCCCCUGCGACAGGCCAAACCUACAUAUUCGAGCCCUUUCCUUGUGACGGUCGAGAUCUACGACGACUGGCCCAGUACCAUCACCAACCAAAUACAUCCUUAGAGAUUUCGAAUCAAUAGGGAUUAAAGAGCAGGGUCAAGUAGACGUUUUUUAUCAAGUGACUUAGUGACACAGGCUGAAUUCUUCAUAAAUACAACCUCAUCUAGAGAGUCUCCUUCAAACCAACCGCAAUGUGGCAACUCAAGAUUGGGGCCGAUUCCGUGCCUGUUGAUCCUUCUAAUGCUGGUGGAUGGCUCUCAACUCUCAACAACCACGUGGGUCGUCAAGUUUGGCAUUUUCAUCCCGAACUCGGCACUCCAGAAGAUCUUAAGCAAUUACAACAUGCUCGCCAAAACUUCUCCAACCACAGGUUCGAGAAGAAGCAUAGUGCUGAUCUCCUCAUGAGGAUGCAGUUUGCAAAGAAGAACCCAUCCUUUGUGAAUCUACCACAAAUCAAAGUUAAAGAUAAAGAAGAUGUGAAAGAGGAGGCAGUAACUUGCACCCUAAGAAGGGCUAUAAAUUUUUAUUCAACAAUCCAGGCAGAUGAUGGUCACUGGGCUGGGGAUUAUGGUGGUCCCAUGUUUCUAAUUCCUGGUUUGGUCAUUACUCUUUCCAUUACUGGGGCUUUGAAUGCCGUCUUAUCUACAGAACACCAGCGUGAGGUUUGCAGAUAUCUCUACAAUCAUCAGAAUAAAGAUGGAGGAUGGGGUUUACAUAUUGAAGGCCCAAGCACAAUGUUUGGUUCUGUGCUGAGUUAUGUUACUUUGAGGUUGCUUGGUGAAGAAGCUGAAGAUGGAGAGGGGGCUGUGGACAAAGCACGUAAAUGGAUCUUGGACCAUGGUGGUGCAAAUCAGAUUACUUCUUGGGGGAAAAUGUGGCUUUCAGUACUUGGAGUAUAUGAAUGGGCUGGAAAUAAUCCACUUCCUCCAGAAAUAUGGCAAUUGACUUAUCUUCUACCUUGUCAUCCAGGAAGGAUGUGGUGUCAUUGUCGAAUGGUAUACUUGCCUAUGUGUUAUCUAUAUGGGAAGAGAUUUGUUGGUCCUAUAACGCCCAUAAUUAGAUCUUUAAGGAAGGAGCUCUAUCUAGUCCCUUAUCAUGAAAUUGAUUGGAAUAAAGCUCGUAAUCAGUGUGCAAAGGAAGAUCUGUAUUACCCACAUCCACUGGUUCAAGAUGUUCUGUGGGCUUCGCUGCGCUAUGUCUAUGAGCCUCUUUUUAUGCGUUGGCCUGCAAAAAGACUGAGGGAAAAGGCUUUGCAGAGUGUAAUGCAGCAUAUCCACUAUGAAGAUGAAAAUACUCGGUAUAUAUGCAUAGGGCCUGUGAACAAGGUAUUAAAUAUGCUUUGCUGUUGGGUGGAGGAUCCACAUUCAGAGGCAUUCAAAUUGCAUAUUCCAAGAAUCUAUGAUUAUUUGUGGAUUGCUGAAGAUGGCAUGAAAAUGCAGGGUUAUAAUGGAAGUCAAUUAUGGGAUACUGCAUUUGCUGUUCAAGCCAUCCUGUCAACUAAGCUUGUUGAAGAAUAUGGAACAACUUUAACAAAGGCGCACAAGUAUAUAAAAGAUUCCCAGGUCUUAGAAGAUUGUCCGGGGGAUUUAAAAUUUUGGUACCGUCAUAUUUCAAAAGGUGCGUGGCCAUUUUCAACUGCAGAUCAUGGAUGGCCCAUAUCUGACUGCACUGCUGAAGGUUUGAAGGCUGUCCUUCUAUUAUCGAAACUUCCAUCAGAAAUAGUAGGGAAGUCAAUUGAUGUAGAACGGAUAUAUGAUGCUGUAAAUGUCAUCCUGUCCUUACAGAAUACUGAUGGUGGCUUUGCCACUUAUGAACUGACCAGAUCAUACCGGUGGCUGGAGCUGCUGAACCCAGCUGAAACUUUCGGCGAUAUUGUCAUUGACUACCCAUAUGUCGAGUGUACCUCAGCGGCAAUUCAAGCACUUGCAAUGUUCAAGAAAUUAUAUCCAGGUCAUAGAAGGGAUGAAAUUGAUAAUUGUAUUGCUAAAGCUGCAGACUUCAUUGAAAGCAUACAAGCGGCUGAUGGAUCUUGGUAUGGAUCUUGGGGAGUCUGCUUCACCUAUGGUGGUUGGUUUGGGAUAAAGGGUCUGAUUGCUGCUGGAAGGAGAUACGAUAAUUGCUCUAGCGUUCGUAAAGCUUGUGAUUUCCUGUUGUCUAAAGAGCUUGCUGCAGGUGGUUGGGGAGAAAGUUAUCUUUCCUGCCAGAAUAAGGUGUACACAAAUAUUAAAGAUGAUAGGCCACAUUGUGUGAAUACAGGCUGGGCUAUGUUGUCCCUCAUUGAUGCUGGGCAGUCUGAGAGAGAUCCAACACCAUUACACCGAGCAGCAAGGAUAUUAAUUAAUUCUCAGAUGGAGGAUGGAGAUUUUCCUCAAGAGGAGAUCAUGGGAGUGUUCAACAAGAAUUGCAUGAUUAGUUAUGCUGCUUACCGUAACAUUUUUCCGAUAUGGGCUCUAGGUGAAUAUCGUUGUCGGGUACUACAAGCCCAUUGAAUGAUAUAUAUGUUGCUGCCCUCUGCAGCCAAUCUAUCGGUAACAGAAGUAUUAUUAUUUUAUUUCAGAUGUUUUAUGGUUUCUUCAACUCUUCUAAAUUGAAUCAGAUGGACAAAUAUUUCUUAAUUGCCUUAUGAAGUUGCAGGAGCAAAUAUUUUUUGGUUUACAAUGAUGCAAACGGGUAGGGUGGGUACAUGUUCAAUAACAACAAUGCAUUAUUGGAGUUUCCAGUCAUGGGAAUAAAUACUUCUUGAUUUACUUGCAUUUGACGGUAGAGAAGUCAAAUUUCAUCGGA
Momordica charantia (bitter melon) is the source of this 3085-nucleotide messenger RNA. RefSeq names its product cycloartenol synthase. Gene Ontology annotation, cellular component: lipid droplet. The record is from RefSeq and is a predicted model, not a curated record. Gene Ontology annotation, biological process: triterpenoid biosynthetic process. NCBI's taxonomy places the organism in Eukaryota, Viridiplantae, Streptophyta, Magnoliopsida, Cucurbitales, Cucurbitaceae. Gene Ontology annotation, molecular function: intramolecular transferase activity.